Molecule: messenger RNA, 1641 nt
Organism: Paramormyrops kingsleyae
Lineage: Eukaryota; Metazoa; Chordata; Actinopteri; Osteoglossiformes; Mormyridae
Gene: timm23b
Product: translocase of inner mitochondrial membrane 23 homolog b (yeast)
Biological process (GO): protein import into mitochondrial matrix
Cellular component (GO): TIM23 mitochondrial import inner membrane translocase complex
Molecular function (GO): transmembrane protein transporter activity
Source: RefSeq, a predicted model, not a curated record
AUGGAUAACAACGCACCAAAGGCUGGAGCAUCCCGGGGUGGUUUUGGCAGCCUUUUCGGAGGCUCAUCACCCGAGUAUUCAAACAGUGAACUCGCCGGGGUACCGCUAACAGGGAUGAGCCCCCUGUCACCGUACCUGAAUGUUGAUCCCAGAUACCUUACACAAGACAGUGACGAGUUCAUCCUGCCCACCGGAGCCAGCAACACCCGUGGCCGCUUUGAGCUGGCUUUCUUCACUAUCGGGGGCAGCUGUAUCACAGGUGCCACUUUCGGGGCGUUGAAUGGACUGAGGAUGGGUUUGGUGGAGACCCGCGACAUGGCCUGGUCCAAGCCCCGCAAUGUACAGAUCCUGAACCUGGUCACUCGGCAGGGAGCCAUGUGGGCAAACACGCUUGGCUCUUUAGCCCUGCUGUACAGUGCAUUUGGGGUGGUGAUCGAGAAGGCGCGGGGGGCCGAGGAUGACCUCAACACGGUGGCUGCAGGGACACUCACAGGCAUGCUGUACAAAUCCACAGGUGGGCUGCGUGGGGCAGCCCGUGGCGGCCUGGCGGGCCUGGCCAUGUCGGGACUCUACGCCCUCUACAACAACUGGGACCAUCUCCGGGGGAGCACCCCAAGCCGCUACUGAGCUCCGCCCCCCGAUGGCCGACGAUGGGUGGCCUGGGUACACGAGCACGUCACUCGGCCUGAUGUAACCCCCCCGGGACGGACUCGGGCGGCAUCUGCUCGCAGAGGGCCGCUGGCUCGCUCACUCUCUCAAUCACUUCGCUGCAUCGUUACUUCAACAGGGAAUGACAAGAACUGGACCUCCUGUUGCGUGUUAGUCUGUAAUUUACCAGAAGUUCUGCAUCCACCACAUGACUGGAUAGGCCUUUGACUGUGUACUUCUGAGUGGGGGGGGUAUCCUGUCUUUAUUAUUAACCUUAUUUUGUGUUCUUAAUUUUGAGCCAUUCUGCUCUUUUGUGGGGAAGUAAAUUAAUGUUUUGAUUGCCGAAGAAACUGAGAGGGUCUUCCUCGCCUUUCUUCCCAUGUUACCAUGGAUUACCAUGUGGAUAGUGCGGUGUCACAUUCGCGGGUGGCCCCUUCUCAUAGUCAAUAUUGUGGGUGUUUAAUUCUCAGGCUAUUCAGAAGCAUCCUGCCGUCACAUGAAUUGACUUGGAAAGAACGUUGUGAAAUGAAAGGUUUAGGUAAAACCCAGUGGGCUGCAGGUCUUGAGUAAUUUUCCCACAAUCCCUCAGCUGUGGCACCACUCCAUGCUCAUGAGGCCCAUGUGACGGCUUUGUGGAGUCACAGGGUCUCCAUUUAUUGGACAGGUCUGGUGUGACACGUCUGUCAGGACGUAGGAAGCAGCUCAUAUCCUGACUGUAUAUGUAUAUAAGGGUAAUUUACUGUCUGUGCCAACUGUGAAUGCAGUCAUUUAAGAGCAGCACCAUUCCACACAUGGGUGAAAUAGACUAACACCAAUAAAAUACAACUGUGCACGGAACAUACCUAUGAAAAAUAUCGGUGUGUAAUUUUCUUUGUGAAACUUAACCCAAUUAGCGAAAAUUGCUUAAAUAUCAAAGAAAUGUAUCACGUGCAAAUGUUCAAAGAUAAUGAACCGGAUUUGAAAAGCAAGCUAAAUUAAGCAUAGUCUAUAGUG